GUGGCCAGUCAGUUAGUUAGUGCUAGCCUACGUGAGCCUUAAGAUGUGAUGGAUAAGUCGGUCUACACGACCAUAGUAGCCACGCUGGGCUUUAUUUGCUUCACUGUGGCCGCUAUCGCCGUCGGACUGCCGCUCUGGGGAUACUUCGACAAUCCUGACGUUGGAUUUGGCUUUGGCAUCAACAAAGCCUCGGAAAAGGGCUACUUCGGUCCUUGGAAAGUCUGCCAGGAGCUGCUCUACGGCCGUGAAAGAUGUGGGACUGCAAUUUCCUCGUUUCAGCCCAUCGGCGCAGUGUACGGAGCUGGAAUUGCGGCAGCCGCAGCUACAAUCCUUCUGGGCUUGUUCUGCGUGCUGAGCGUGUUCCAGAUUGCGAUGGUGGUGAGCAAGGACCGAGUUGUGAUGCGCUACUCGAUGCUGGUUGUCGCCAAACUGACGUUCGCCAUCUUAGCAGUGUUGCUGUCCAUUCUAGCAGCGGGACUUUUCGCCAUCCAGACAGAUGAUCUGGACCACAGAUUCGUCAUCACAAGAGGACCCUCAUUUUACCUGGAGGUGGUUUCCAUUGUACUCAACUUUGUAUUGUUCCUGCUCGCCCUCUACGACGUGCUUUUCUCGCGAAGGGAAGACGGUGACCCGACCAGAGUGGAUGGUCGCGACCCCACGGGAGCCAGGGCGGUCACUUUCGGCAAUCCGGGCUUCAAAGAGAACGGCGUCGCAGUGACUAAUGCCAGUGGGAGGCCGUAUUCGCCCAACAGGCCCUAUUCACCACCUUACUCUCCAGGCUCUCCAUCGACAACAAUGAGCACAGUAACUGGAAGCAUAGGAUCUGUGGCGACGAUUUCGACCAACGGUUCGACGCGAAGUCCACUGCGGUCGAGUCUGAAGAAGCCGCGGCCGAAGGGGGUGGACGGCCUGGGCAUCCAGAACCCCGGCUUCAGCGGCGGUUCGCCCACGCUCUCGCGGAACGGCAGCGUCAAAAAGGUGCGCAUCCAGACACACAGUACUGAAGUUUGAGUACAAAAAGUGGUUGGUUAGUGACUGACUGUGAUACUUCUGCUUUCGAGUGGUCCUGUGACAAAAGAAAAAAAAGAAUAAUUUCUUCAUUUUUGGAAAAAAAAACUUCUGCUUGCUUUCACCUCACUAUCGUCGCUAAUUGACUCUAUACAUUCCAUCGUGUUUAGAAGUUUUAACUAGUCGCAGACUGUAUAUUAACGUUUAUACAUAUAUUUUUUUUAACAAACCGCGAGUAAUUUUUAUUGUACAUGAAGAAAUUUGUUUGUAACUAGCGAGAUUUAUCAAUGUUCGUCCCGGCUUUGAGAAAGCUCAAAUUUUAACACGUGUUUGUUUUGUUGGUGUUUGUGACUUGUUGAUUUAAUGAUGUUAUCAACCCCCAGUGAACCACACUGAUAUUAUAAUUUUAGACAGUGUUCAAUUGAAAAUCAGUAUUCGCUGGCGAGUUUCCCAAAUUUAGCAAUGGGAGAGUUACGAAGAUUUUAUGACGAGCGAGAAAUUUACUUGAAAAAAAAAGGAAAUCUCACUCUCGUCACGAAAUCUUCCGAGGGUGAAUUUCUUAAUAGAAUUCACCUUUGUAAAUGUACAGCUUCCAUUGGUGAGUUGGAAGACUCGCUGGCCAAAGUAGGAAAAGUUUUAUAUAAGAUUAGAUUUUAAUGUAAAAAACUUACGAGAUGCCUUGCGAAAUCCGUCCAUUAGAGUAAAUCUCGCCAGGGGAAAAGUUCUUUCAAGAAAUUGAAAACUCUUUGUUCGGCGGGACCAAGUAGUUAUCUUAAGUAAAAAAGAUUGCUUGCGGGAGUAAAUGAUUAAAUUUAAUUUUCGCUGUGAUUGAAACUGAAAAAAGUGUGAUUGAGUUAAAAAUAAUAAUUUAAGUGCCCUAUUUAAUUCCGUCCAUUAGAGUAGGUUGGAGCGAAGUUUUUUCUGAAAAAAUUCCUCUAAUUGAAGUAAUGUGCGAUUGUUUCAGAUGCAAGUAGUUUUGAAACGGCCUUUUUUAAUUAAUUUUUAGUGAGCAUGAAUGAAGAUUUUUAUUUAUUUUCUAUUAAGAAAGUGUCCUUGGGAAAAUCCGUCCAAUAGAGUAAGUUUCAGGUAAAUCGAGAGUAUUUUACUCUAAUUUCCUGUCACUGAAGUAGAUUGUAAAUAACUUGCUUGAUUGUCAAAAUGUACAUUUUUUUAACAGAGUGACUUACUUGGAGCAUUUCAGAGUGAACCAUCGAAUGCCUUAUAUACUUUAUUGAAAAAAACUAAUCUCAAAACUCCGAUGCAAUAUUAUUAAUUUAAUUGUACAGCGCGUUUUCUAACCUGUAUAAAGUGACCAACCCUCAAACAACUAAGUAAUAAUAAAUAACAUAUCACACGUUCAUGUAUCAUUUAGAGCAGGCGGGAUAGACGAUUCCAUGCAUUUAACAUCAAAAUUAAUUUUUAGCAUUCAUAAUUAUUUGAUGUAACUCUCUGGUGAUGGUGAUUUUGUAAAAAAAUUCAAGUUAUCGUUCAGUUUGUUUUGCUGGGAUGAGCACUUCUUCAAUUAUCAUUGUGAUCCAUACGGAGAUAUUUUUUUGAAAUAAUUUCGGUGAAAAAUUGCAAAUUUAAAGCAAUUUCUAAAUAAAUUGGCAACAAUUAAAAUUGUGCUUGGUUAAAUUGCUGGUCAAAAAGUGUUGAUUUGAUAUAUUAUUUGUACUUCAGAGGAAAAAUUUCCAUUACGAUUUGUCCAUUACUGUGUAGCAAAUUUUGUUUUCUUAAAAAUAAAUAAGCGACGUUAAAAGAACAGA
Molecule: messenger RNA, 2774 nt
Organism: Neocloeon triangulifer
Lineage: Eukaryota; Metazoa; Arthropoda; Insecta; Ephemeroptera; Baetidae
Exons: 6
Coding region: 49-1011 (320 amino acids)
Source: RefSeq, a predicted model, not a curated record